This is a messenger RNA of Aspergillus sclerotioniger CBS 115572, 2025 nucleotides long. Its product is annotated as acyl--CoA ligase. Lineage: Eukaryota; Fungi; Ascomycota; Eurotiomycetes; Eurotiales; Aspergillaceae. Gene Ontology annotation, molecular function: CoA-ligase activity. The transcript is spliced from 6 exons. Bases 93 to 1841 code for a protein of 582 amino acids. The record is from RefSeq and is a predicted model, not a curated record.
CAAUCUCCCCUCUUACCGGUCUUUCUUUCGCGCGAUAUCAUCAUUGGAAUCUGGAUAUCUGUAUAUAGCUGAAACCGCACAUCGACUCAAAUAUGGUUUUCCUUCCUGCGAAAUGGGCAGGCACGCUGCCGGCUAUUCCGGACAAUAUUCCAUUGAGCGAGUUCAUGCUUACGGACUUGCACGGGCGCAAUCCCCUGGGCUACUCGAGAGAUCCUUUCACUUGUGGUAUUACUGGGAGAAGUUUCUCGGCAUUGGAGGUGGUGGAUCGCGUCGAUUAUUUGUCUCGCGCUUUGGCCAAGGAACUGAACUGGAGGCCUAACACGGGGACUGAGUGGGAUAAGACUCUUGCAAUUUUCAGUUUGAACACCAUCGAUACCUUACCUUUGUCAUGGGCCGUCCAUCAGUUGGGGGGUGUCGUCUCCCCAGCGAACGCAUCCUACUCGGCAGCUGAGCUGAAACACCAGUUGCUCGAUUCCAAAGCCAAGGCACUAUUCACCUGUCUGCCACUACUAAAGACCGCUCUCGAGGCCGCCUCCCUAGCUGGGCUGCCCAAGGAUCGUAUAUACUUGUUAGAAGUCCCGCCACAACUCACGCCUGGAAUCAAGGCCCCGGCGCAAUACAAGACCGUCUCACAAUUCAUCGAAGAAGGAAAGGCGCUGCCGAAAUUGGAGAGGCUGAACUGGAGCGCCGGAGAGGGUGCUCGUCGGACUGCAUUCCUAUGCUAUUCCAGUGGAACAUCCGGUUUACCGAAAGGUGUCAUGAUCUCGCAUCGCAAUGUGAUCGCAAAUGUACUCCAAAUCGGGGAAUUUGAGGCCACUUAUCGCGAAUCCCUCAAAGCCCCGGGAAGCCAGUCCGACCAUACUGAGGUAUCGCUGUGUCUGCUCCCCCAAAGCCACAUCUAUUGCCUGGUAGUCAUCUGCCACUCGAGUCCAUUCAGAGGCGACCAAGCCGUUGUGUUGCCCAAGUUCGACUUGAACUCGUACUUGGCGUCGAUCCAAAAUUUCAAGAUCUCGGCAUUGUUUCUGGUCCCUCCGAUUAUUAUUAACAUGCUUCGGAACCAAGAAACUUGUUCCAAAUACGAUCUUAGCUCAAUCACCAGCCUCUUUACCGGCGCCGCACCCCUGGGUGUGGAAACAGCGGCAGACUUCCAGAAACUAUAUCCAAAUGUGAUCGUUCGGCAAGGAUACGGUCUGACUGAGACGUCAACUGUGGUAUGCUCGACUCACCCCAGUGAUAUAUUCCUGGGUUCAUCGGGAUGUCUCCUUGCUGGUGUUGAAAUGCGUCUUGUGACUCCUGAGGGGAAGGAGAUCACAAGCUAUGAUACGCCGGGCGAGCUGGUAGUCCGCAGCCCUAGUGUCGUUCUUGGAUACCUAAACAACGAGAAGGCGAACAAGGAGACGUUCGAAGAUGGCUGGAUGCGAACCGGUGACGAAGCCGUGAUUCGCUUGAGCCCAAAGAACACGGAACACGUCUUCAUUGUGGACCGUAUCAAGGAGCUCAUCAAAGUCAAGGGAUUGCAGGUCGCUCCAGCUGAACUGGAAGCCCACCUCCUCACCCACCCAGCGGUUGCUGAUUGUGCCGUCAUCGCCAUCCCGGAUGAAGCAGCUGGAGAAAUCCCCAAAGCUAUCGUUGUCAAGUCUUCUUCUGCUAGCGGCAGCGACGAGGAAAUUAUUGAGUCGAUCAAGAAGCACGUCUCAGACCACAAAGCCCGGCAUAAGUGGCUUAAGGGUGGGGUUCGUUUCAUUGAUGUUGUUCCCAAGAGCCCCAGUGGCAAGAUCUUGCGCCGGCUGCUUCGCGACCAAGAAAAGGAAGCAAGAAGACAGGCCGGCUCAAAGUUGUAGGGGGUCAUAGGUGGAUUGGAACAAUUCACGAGUCAUCUGUUCCAUCAUGAUUCACGUUGCGAUGUAUGCAUUGCAUAUUCAUAGAUACGAUAUCAAUUAUGAGUGUACUAUAGAGUUAUCGUUGUUACUCGAUCGGCGAUGCAAGCGGCGGCUGUUUGUCGUGUUUGCACCCGCCGCGGGGAAG